Molecule: messenger RNA, 1314 nt
Organism: Aureobasidium vineae
Lineage: Eukaryota; Fungi; Ascomycota; Dothideomycetes; Dothideales; Saccotheciaceae
Source: the annotation of a GenBank genome assembly
AUGGUCUCUUUCAAGGACAUUACCGGUGCGCUAGGUACGAUUCUGGGCUACCUCGGCGCAGAGGUUGCAGAAGAAAGCGUGUUCGAACGACUUCUGUGGCCACAGCGAUACUACAAUGACUUCAGUCCAACCAUCUUCCUGAAAUUCGUCUUCCUCAUGCCAUCCGGAGGGCCGCUGCAUCGCGCAGCACUCGAGACUCUGACGCAGUUCCAGAAAAACGGAUUGUAUCUGGGCAAAACCCGAGGCAACAUGCUUGGUAGUGCAUUCUAUAGUCGGCUGGAUGUGUCGUACUUCGCCAGGACCCUGACUGGCCAGGAAAAUGCAGCAAAAGAGUCAAGGAACGGGUUCUUGGUGAGAAUAUCACGCUCGUUGGCGCACAGCUAUGUGGCAAAACAGGACGACAAGGAGAAGAUACUGUCUGCUCUUGUAGUCUCCAAACGAGCGUAUAUUCCGUUGCAUCGUGUGUACCUCAAAUGUUGUACAAGCCAAACACCAACGCCUAGCGGAACCGUGGUCGUGUCCGAGGACAAGCUGACCUGGAAAUGCUUCGUCGGUGUAGUGGCUAGCGAGUCGAUCGCUAUCGCUGCAGCUGUGAUCGCAAGCGUGUACACUCAUACAACUUGGCUUUGCGUAUACUUUGUGCUGCCGUUACUCUUCAAGGUCUUUUCAUUUGGAACCAAUGUCCGGAGGGAGAGUCUCAGAGUUGCGGUUGAUGGCGAGAGUGAGGUCGAAACCAUAUUCGAACUGGAUGACCUCAACCACGGUCUUGUGCUUAUACAAGGUCCAGACCACGUUGUGCGACAGUUCUGCCGGCAUUAUGGUCACCCAAUACGUGGUUCGGACGUGACAGCAAACAGGAUGCGAGAGACCAUGUCAAUGUCGGUGGUAUACCUUUUUGUCGGAUACUUCCCAGCUGGCCUGAUCGCUUUGCUGUGGCUUGACGACGAUGCUCAGGUGUUAUGGCUGUCGUAUCAGCUCUAUGUUGUUUUCGUCAUGCAUAUCAGCAGACUGCUAGGUCUCAAUGAAUGUGGCCGGACUGAGGAGCGCAUCGCGCGACAUCUCAAGAAGGGCAGAGAGGUGAUGUUGAGCGAUUCGACGGGACCGCUGGUUAUCUUCAGAGUCGAGACGGUAUGGUUUGAGAAUGUGACAGAGGGCAGGAGAGCGAUGUCAGAUACGAUCGCUGCACACAAACGAUUGUGCAAAAGUAAUGGGGAGGCGGGCAGAGCAAAGCGACUGGCAGUGCAGUCACUGAGGAAAAGACUCAAGGAGACAGUCCACCUCCUAUGGUGGUGGGGCUGUAGACAUAGAUCUUGA